Messenger RNA from Symbiodinium pilosum, 654 nucleotides. The record is from the annotation of a GenBank genome assembly. NCBI's taxonomy places the organism in Eukaryota, Dinophyceae, Suessiales, Symbiodiniaceae.
AUGGGGCGAGAGCUUGCUCUGGAGGUUCAUCUUGCCAAUGGCGGUGCACUCCACUUGCAGGAUGGUCUUCGGGAGGCUGAGCCAAACGCCGCACACCUCGCUCUGUUUGAGCUUGAGCAGAUGGGCAAACUUCAUACUGUCAUUACGCAGAAUAUCGACUCGCUCCACCAGAGGGCAGGGUCAAAAAACGUCAUCGAGAUCCACGGCACAAUGGCAACUGCCACCUGCAUGUCUUCCGGCAAGCAGGUGACCCAAGCAGAGAUCCUGCGCCAGUGGGUUGCCGCACGGGAAGGCAAGCCCGACAGUAGCUUGCGAGCAGAUAUUGCCACGGACAAGUGGGUGCCAAGACAUGUAGAGACAGGGGGCGUGCUCAAGCCGGAUGUGACGAUGUUCGGCGAGGCCCUGCCCGCAGGCGCUCUGGGGCGUUCCUGGACAGCAGUCUUGAGCUCCCCGGUUUGUCUUGUUGUGGGGACUGGCCUGAACGUGAUGCCGGCCAACAUGGUGCCAGGUCUGGUCAAGUGGCGAUGGGGCACGCUCAUCGUGCUGAAUCUUGACCACUCGGGAUCAUCUAGCGCUGACAUUUUCCUGCAAGGAAGAGCUGGAGAGGUGUUACCCCGUUUAGUGGAAGCAGUGAGACAGCGGAUGCAGUCUUGA